AUGGCACAAAAGCACCGGGAGAAAGGGAAUUACCAGGGCCAUGUCUGGACUCUCUUCACCGCAGAGACCGAGGAGGACUGGGGACGCCUCAGACCCAGGAUGAGAGAAAGAGGUCUGUGUCCUCAGCCCCUAGCACUGGGCCUUGCUGAGCAAAGCAUCUGUAAUGCCUUCCAAUAUGGCAAUGAGGGCCUGACGCAGCAGCCCUUUCUGGAGGAGGAUCCUCAUGGCUGGGUCCUGUGUGACCUUGAACAAGAGAAGAACAUCUCUGAACUCAGUUUUCCCAUCUUGAGCAAGCACGCUGAGCGAGGGAAAACUUUGGGAGGCAUGUAUCUGUGCAGCAAGCAGGAGGCAGGCCGCCGCCGAGCAGCAAGGGGCGUGCACUGCUGUAGCAGCUUUUCUGCUCUACGUGCCUUCCCCAGGGAAAGGUGGCGGGCUUCAGUCCCCCCGCCCCCUCCCCGGAUGCUGCGGAACGCGCGCCCGACCCCAGUGCCCCCGCCGCGAAAGACGAGCAAAAUCAUCCCGGCCGAACUCCAUGCUUGCAGCUGUACCAAGGAGUCCAUCAUCUGCGUGGGCUCUUCCUGGGUGCCCAGGAUCGUGCCGGGCGACAUCAGCUCCCUGAGCCUGGUAAAUGGAACGUUUUCCGAAAUCAAGGACCGAAUGUUUUCCCACCUGCCUUCCCUGCAGCUGCUAUUGCUGAAUUCUAACUCAUUUACAGCCAUCCGGGAUGAUGCUUUUGCUGGACUGUUUCAUCUCGAAUACCUGUUCAUUGAAGGGAACAAGAUAGAAACCAUUUCAAGAAAUGCCUUUCGUGGCCUUCGUGACCUGACUCACCUUUCUCUGGCCAAUAACCACAUAAAAGCACUCCCAAGGGAUGUCUUCAGUGAUUUAGACUCUCUGAUUGAACUAGACUUAAGGGGCAAUAAAUUUGAAUGUGACUGCAAAGCCAAGUGGUUGUAUCUGUGGUUGAAGAUGACGAAUUCCACGGUGUCUGACGUCCUGUGCAUCGGUCCCCCCGAAUAUCAGGAAAAAACGCUAAAUGAUGUGCCGAGCUUCGACUACGAAUGCACAACCACAGAUUUUGUCGUUCAUCAGACUUUGCCUUACCAGUCGGUUUCAGUGGAUACAUUCAACUCCAAGAACGACGUGUACGUGGCCAUCGCUCAGCCCAGCAUGGAGAACUGCAUGGUGCUUGAGUGGGACCAUAUCGAAAUGAACUUCCGGAGCUAUGACAAUAUCACAGGUCAGUCCAUUGUGGGCUGCAAGGCCAUCCUCAUUGACGACCAGGUUUUCGUGGUGGUGGCCCAGCUCUUCGGCGGCUCCCACAUUUACAAAUACGACGAGAGCUGGACCAAGUUUGUCAAAUUCCAAGACAUCGAAGUCUCCCGCAUUUCCAAGCCCAACGACAUCGAGUUGUUUCAGAUCGAGGACGAGACGUUCUUCGUCAUCGCAGACAGCUCGAAAGCUGGGCUGUCCACAGUGUAUAAAUGGAACAGCAAAGGAUUCUACUCCUACCAGUCUCUGCACGAGUGGUUCAGGGACACGGAUGCGGAGUUUGUGGACAUAGACGGGAAAUCGCAUCUGAUUCUGUCCAGCCGCUCCCAGGUCCCCAUCAUCCUCCAGUGGAAUAAAAGCUCUAAGAAGUUUGUCCCCCACAGUGAUAUCCCCAACAUGGAGGACGUACUGGCCGUGAAAAGCUUUAGAAUGCAGAAUGCCCUCUACCUUUCCCUCACCCGCUUCAUCGGGGACUCCAGGGUCAUGAAGUGGAAUAGUAAGCGGUUUGUGGAGAUCCAGGCUCUUCCAUCCCGGGGGGCCAUGACCCUGCAGCCCUUUUCUUUUAAAGAUAACCACUACCUGGCCCUGGGGAGUGACUAUACGUUCUCCCAGAUAUAUCAGUGGGAUAAGGAAAAGCAGCUAUUCACAAAAUUUAAGGAGAUUUAUGUGCAAGCGCCUCGUUCCUUCACGGCUGUCUCCACCGACAGGAGAGAUUUCUUUUUUGCAUCCAGUUUCAAAGGGAAAACAAAGAUUUUUGAACAUAUAGUCGUUGACUUAAGUUUGUGA
Molecule: messenger RNA, 2058 nt
Organism: Puma concolor (puma)
Lineage: Eukaryota; Metazoa; Chordata; Mammalia; Carnivora; Felidae
Gene: LGI2
Product: leucine rich repeat LGI family member 2
Biological process (GO): inhibitory synapse assembly
Molecular function (GO): protein binding
Source: RefSeq, a predicted model, not a curated record